Effrenium voratum is the source of this 1383-nucleotide messenger RNA. NCBI's taxonomy places the organism in Eukaryota, Dinophyceae, Suessiales, Symbiodiniaceae. The record is from the annotation of a GenBank genome assembly.
AGCAAGUGGCCCAAGAGCUGCGCCUGGCGCAAAGACCCGGGCCGAUGACGCUGACCAUCACCAAUGUGGCCAGCGGCGAGGUCAUGGCAGUGCUUUCUGAGCGCCCAAGCUCAGUGAAAGAGGCUGCGCUACAGCUGGCAAAUGAGUUGGGCACGCCCCACCAGGCCUUCAAGCUUCUAAGCUCCACGGGCGCGGUCUUGGAGGAGUCCGCGCUGAUCGAGGAAGGGACCGCCGCGCUGCAGGCGGCGCGACUGCCGCUGCUGCGCAUCUCGGUGAGGUGUCGGGUGAUGUCGAUGCAGUUCAUCCCCGGUGAGAGCCAAGAUCUGCUGCUGGUGACCCUCGGAAACUUAAAGCCUCAGGAGGAAAAGCUUGACGUCUUGGGUGCCGACGACGGCCCGGAGAGCAGCAUGUGGUUCUGGCGCCUGUUCGGGCCAUCGUACUGCCCAUCGAAGGCCCAACUGAUUGCCCGUAAGAUGUGUGCAAGAACAGGUUGGCGAGACGGAUUGCAACGGCUUUGGGACCAGGAGGCGGAUCGUACAGACGUCUGGUCAGCGGAGGAGAUCAAGGAGGUAGAGGAGACGGGCAAUGUGAUGUGGCCGAACAAGUUCAACGGUUAUGUCGACACCUUCAUGUCGGUCCAUGACGAGUCCUUCGCGGUCUUCUCUUGGAAUCAGAACGACUACCUUGGGGGCUGCGCCAACUUGGAACAGCUGAAUCUGAAGACGGGCGAGGUGACCUGGUUGACCAGCGGCUGGGACUGCUGGGAUAUGACCACGGAUGAAGCUGGGACACUCUUCUACAUCAGCUGCUACGACGGCACGGACAUCCACAGAAUACAGGACGCACGGGUUCAACAGCCAGCGACUGAAAGGACCGAGACGCAGAUCGUCUCUCAAGCAGAAGGCUUGGGCUUUGUUCUGGGCUACGACGCCAGCCUCAAGGUGUUGAUCAUCAGCUCUCGGGACACCUUCUUCUACGCAGUGGGCGCGCCUUCGGAAGGCCUCGAGAAGCUGUGCGCAAUCCCUGGCGCGGAAAGAGUCCCUUCGAUGCGGCCGCCGGCAGACGACCAUACUCCUGGCGACAGAACAAGGCCUUGGGAAACCGUAAAGAUUCCGAGUCCUGAGAACCGACUCGUGGAGACCAAGGGCGGCUUCUAUUGCAACAACGGCUGCGUGACCUUUGUAGACCAGGAGAAGCGCCUGCGCACUGCAAAUCUCUUCGACGGAAAGAUCGAGACGCUGCCUCUGAGUGAUUCCGCGAUCACCUGCGCUUGCAGCCAGAGCGGCCUGCAAGCGAUCGUGGUCUCGUGAUGGCCUUUAACGCAGAUGAUGAAGCUCAACACACAUUUCUUUCCUUUGCUGAAGUCUUGUUUUUUGCUGUGGG